GAAAUUUGUAAUUUUUAAAGUUAGAUUACUAAAAAUAAUUAAAAUAUGGAUCAUCAAAGAAAUUUUUAAGUAUUGUUAGGCCGUUACGUUUCGACCGCAAAUUGCGCGUUAAUUGAGGAAGCUGAUAAUAAAUUAGAUAAGAAGCUAGAAGACUGAUAGGAAGAUUAUUGGUUUAACGACAUUGUUGAUCUCGGGCAGCAAACAACUGACUCGGAAAUUUCUCUGUGUACUUUUCAGCAUAAUAAAAAUUAUUAUUUUAAAAAUUAUUAAUUUAUAAGUUCUUCCAAAUAUUUAUUGUAUGAAUGUAGGAUUGUUACCCAAAUCUGAGAAAGAUUAAUGACAGUGACUUGGAAAUAAGAAGAAGGAGACUUAGCAGAAAAAUCGGAGAAUCCGUCGGUGGAAAGGAGAACUCCCUCCAUGUCUUUCUACAUCAAAGUUUUCAUUCGGAGAUUCAAUCGCGCUUGUGAAGUUGCAUUACAUCGAAACUACAUCAGUUGGAAAAGAAAUAAGCGGCAAAAAUGUCCGAACAACCUCCGGAGUAUGAACUUCUGUCAGAAGAAAAAGCAAAAGAAAUGCUGAAACUGUUUAAGGGCGAGAGAACUGGUUUUGUGCUUGUUGGAAAGAAGAAAUAUUUUUUUCCGUAUAGAUAUAUAGAACAAAGUCAGGGUUUUUAUAAUUUUAUAAAAAACGCAAGAAAAGAUGAUACAUGGGUUUUAAGCUACCCUAGAUCAGGCACCACUAUGACACAGGAGCUGGUCUGGCUGUUGGCUAACAAUUUGGACUUUGAUGUAGCGAGAAAGCGUCUGCUUAGCGAGAGAUUUCCCUUCCUUGAAUUCAGUUUAUUUAAUCAUCCUGAAGUAACUCGUGAAUUUUUGGCAAUGAAUAAGGAUGAUGAGAUGAAACAGCAGCUAUGCCAGGAUAUAGCAAAGCCCGGUUAUGAAGUAAUUGAUGGGAUACCGUCGCCUAGAUUUAUAAAGAGUCAUUUUCCUUUUAGUAUGCUGCCUGGACUUUUAGAUGUUGGUUGUAAGGUUGUUUAUGUUGCCCGCAAUCCGAAAGAUGUUGCAACUUCUUUCUACCAUCUCAAUAGAUCAAUAAAGACGCAAGGCUAUAUCGGUGAUUUCACAACCUUUUGGAAUUAUUUUGAAAAUAAUUUGAUACCUUGGGCUCCAUACUGGGAACAUUUAAAAGAGGCUUGGAAUCUGAGAAAUUCAAAAAAUCUUCUGUUUAUGUUUUACGAGGAAAUAACACAUGAUUUACCGGCAGCAAUUAAAAAGAUAGCAAAAUUUUUAGAGAAAGAAUACACUGACGAAGAAAUCCUUAAGGUUGCAGAUUAUCUUGAUAUAAACAAUUUUAAGAACAAUCCUAUGGUUAAUUUUUCUGAAUUAAGAGCUUGUAAAAUUAUGGAAGACAAAACUUUUGUAAGGAAAGGAAUAAACGGCGACUGGAAGAACAUUUUCACUGUAAACUUGAAUGCUAAAGCAGAUAAAUGGAUUGAAGAAAAUCUCAGAGAUACCGAUCUGCGUUUCCCGUUUUACAACAACAUAAACAACAACAAUUGAAGAGUUGUCAAAAAAUCGAAAAGUUUUUAAUAUCCAAUAAAGUUUAAUAAAUUUAUUAAACUUUAUUGGAUAUUAAAACGUAUUUACUGUACACGUUUUUAAGUUGUACGUAUUUAAGAGGAACAUAAUCGAAUCAAUUGUAUAAAGAGCUUGUAAAAGAAUGCUAUAUUGUUUAAAAUAAAAUAAUUCUCAAUUCCUAUUUUUAA
This is a messenger RNA of Solenopsis invicta (red fire ant), 1765 nucleotides long. RefSeq names its product sulfotransferase 1C4. Lineage: Eukaryota; Metazoa; Arthropoda; Insecta; Hymenoptera; Formicidae. The transcript has 8 exons. Gene Ontology annotation, molecular function: sulfotransferase activity. The coding region runs from base 519 to 1559 and encodes 346 amino acids. Gene Ontology annotation, biological process: sulfation. Gene Ontology annotation, cellular component: cytoplasm. The record is from RefSeq and is a predicted model, not a curated record.